AUGCAGGAAUUAGAAUUCAACAAGUCUAUUAUUCCUAGUUUGGAAGAACCGUUCUCUUCGGCUGAACAGAUCGAAAGGUUAAGCGAACUGCACGAGGAGUUAUCAGGUCUUACACAAGGGAGUGUAAAGUUGGAUAGCCUUGAAUCGUAUAAGAAUGAUCUGAUUAAUAAAAAGAUAUUGAAGCACAAAGAUCCAGGAAUCAGAGCACUAAGCGCAUGUUGUCUUAGCGACAUUAUGAGGCUCUAUGCCCCAGAUGCUCCAUUCACAGAGAAGGAACUUUGCGAUAUAUUUAAGUUAUUCUUCUCACAGUUCAGGCUUUUGAGAGAUCCAGACAAUGGGAAUUUUAUUCAACAAACAUAUUUGAUUACCAGACUUUUAGAAUGUAGAUCUAUUGUGCUGAUAACAGAUCUUCCACCAUCUAAAAGAUUCGUCGAGGAGCUGUUUCAAAUAUUCUACGAGAAAGAUAACAACCAAUUUCCCUCCAAGCUUUGGAAGAUUAUUGGUGGGCUGUUGACAGAAGUUGUUUCCGAGUGUGAGACAUUAUCAAUGGACGUUCUUAGACUAAUAUUCAAUGCAUUUUUGAACCAUGAAUCUAAGGAAAACAACUCAUUAAAGGGACUUGCUCUCAAUAAAGAUUCAUCCUUUGAGUUCUCGCUUAUAAUAUGCGAAUCAGCCAGCAAUAGAUUGGGAAGACAUUUUUCCAAGUUCUAUUCAGAAAUUCUGUACGGGAUCACCAACGAGAACGAGGGCAUUCAAUCUGUUCUUGAUCCAUCAUACAGAACCCUAACAAAAUUACAUAAGCUGACAUCAUACGUGUGGCAAUAUUCACCAGAACUCGUUCAUUCCGUCAUAGGGUUUGUGUAUCAAGAGCUCUGUUCAGAUAAUGUUCCCUUGAGGAUCUCUGCUACAAGCCUUGUAACCGACAUUCUUACACACCAAUCUACCAUCAAUUUUGUGACUACACAUAACGAUACAUUCCAGAUUUGGCUAUCUAAGAUGGCAGAUAUCAGUCCAAAAGUUAGGGUACAAUGGGCCAAGUCUGUAUCUAAAAUUAUCUCCUGCCGGGAUGAUAUCAGCGAGGAUAUUGCAAAAGGCUUAGCAAAAACUUUGCUUGAUACAGAUGACACAGUUCGUUUACAAUCCGUAAGAUCAUUAGCACAAAUACCCUCCGAUAUAGUAUGGGCUAGACUAAGAGUUGAUACCAUAUUCAAGGAAUUGUUACAUCUGAUUCGGGACAAGAUCAAGGAAGUAAGAGAAGAAUCUCUCGUUUACUUAUGUAAAUUCUAUGAUGACUCGUUAAAAGAAAAUCUUUAUCCUUUGAAUCAAUCAAGGAAAAAUAGCAAAGAGCUUUGGGAUGUUAUCAAACAGAUACCAUCGCAUGUUUUCAAUCUUUACUAUAUCAACGAUUCCAAUAUUAAUAUGCAAGUUGAUCUCAUGAUAUUCAAUAAGCUUCUCAGUUUAGAGCUUGACGAGAAUGAAAGAAAUACCAGACUAAUCGAUCUAGUUAUCGGUCUUGAUAAUAAAGCUCUCGCAUCAUUCUUUGCAUUCAACAAUCGUCAAGUCCAGGUAAAUAAAGCAAUGAAUAAAUUGUUCGAGUUAAAUGGCGAAAAACUCGAGAAGCUAAUAAGUUGGUUGGGAUCAACUCUGCCAUCGCAAUUGGCGAAUGAUGCUAUAAUAAACAAAUUUUUAGAGUUAAAAGACUCUAGAAUCAGCCAUUUGAUCAAAGUGUCUAUCAAUCAAGAGACAAAUUACCCAACUUUGAAGAACUCUUUACAGGAACUAAAAAUCAGGCUGGAAGACCCUGAUUUAUUCAAGAAAAGAGGCAUUCGUUUCGGGACGUCUUUUAGCAGGGAAAAUUUCAACACUACAAUACUUCUACUUGCUUACAGAGCUUCUCCUUUCAUAUACAAUGUGUCAGGAAUAUCGUUUUUAUUGAAUAGUAAAAAAGAUGAUGACGAAGAAUACAAUAAGGCGCUUACUAAGAUAGUUCAAAACAUUUCUGAGGUGAAUCCAUUGUUGUUCAAGAGCGAAAUUAGUUCAUUAACAACUUUGGUAACGGAUAAUUCCACUGAAUCUGACGUUGGUAAACAGGAACAAUUGAAAACAUUGUACAAAAUUUUCAAGGCGCUUCCGAAUGAGGUCAAAAUGGAAGAUGGUUACCUAAUGGCUAAGUUAGAGGAUUUUGCAUUAAAAGGUAAUGUUGCCGAAAGCAAAUACGCAAUAAAAAUAUUGGCUUUAAUUCCUGACAAAGAUAAAAAGGAAAAAAUACUCUCGUCAUUAAGGAGUUCCGCUCUUCCUCUGGAAUUUCCUACUCACUCUAAACAUUUACUAUGCAACAGUCUAGUCAUUCUUUCCCAACUUUUCAAAGUAGACUUCAAUCUCCUCAAAGACGAUUGUAAUGAAAUCACAACAUUUAUAUUAAGAGAUUUACUUGUCACGAAUGAGUUCUUCAAAGAUAUAAUUGAAGGCGAAGAUACUGUCGAAUGGAUCGACGAUACUCAGUUGUUAAACAAAAAGGAGUGGGCUAUCUCUACGAAACUACUAUGCUUGGAAUUACUUACGAAUCGAAUGAUAUCGGAAGCACAAGCUAGCGAAACUGUAGACAGCUCUUUGGAAACGAUUUUCCAUAAAAUUUUAAAACUCUUUCUUUACUUCGUUUCCAAUGGUGGGGAAGUCAUUAAUCCAGAAAAUGAAACAAAAUAUCCAACCCCAGUCUCUUAUCAACGUAGAAUACGUUGCCAGGCGGGAUUACAAAUAUUAAAGUUGGCAAAAGUCGCAAAAUUCAAUAAAUGGAUAGAAUCAAAGUUCAUCUUCAAGUUAAUUAAUUUGGUUGAAGAUGAAAGUUUCCCAGUGAGAUACAAAUUUGUCAAUAAGUUAAAGAACUAUAUCUCAGAAGAGGCAAUAAGCAUAAAAUUUAUUCCCCUACCUUUCUUCAUGCCAUUUGAACCUGAUGUAAAAUUCAAAACUGAUGCAAAAAUUUGGAUCAACUUUACCUUCCAAAAAGAAAGCGCAACUAGAGGCGCUAUAUUUGAACGUAGCCUUCCAAGACUAUUACACUGUAUUGCCCAUCAUCCUGAUAUUGAAGACAAUGUUACAACUGAUGCUAAUGAAGAAGAGUUCAUGACAGCUUGUAAUGCUGCUAUUGACUAUGUUCUUUUCUACCUGGACACUGUAUUAAAACCAGAAAAUAUCAAUCUUCUCUAUUAUUUAACAGGGAGAGUGAAACAAUACAGAGACUUGCUAGAAGAUAAUCCAACUUGUAUUUAUGUUAUUAGCGAACUGGUUCAAAUGAUAUUAAAGGAACUGAAACAAAUGAAAAACUUAAACUUAUCUGAGUAUCCUGGAAGACUAAAUCUACCAAGCGAUCUCUUUGUACCUUUUGAGAACGCCAAACUAGCACAAGCAAACACUUUCAAAACAUUCAUAAAAGACGAAUUUGCGAAAAAGCUUGAACAGAGAAUAAAACUAAAAUGCAGUAAAAUGAUUCAUGGUUCUUCAACAACGAUUAAACAAAAAAGGCAACAAAGACAAUUAACCAGCGAAUACCAACAGCCAUCUCCAUCUAAGAAAAGGAAACAUCAUGUUACUGAAAGUGACAGUGAAAGUGAUGAAGAUUCUUACAGCGAUAAAAAUGUUUAUCCAAGCCCCCUAAAGAGUGGCAGGCAAAGGAAAAGCUCGCGUACUAGAAACACAGUUAACUAUAAUGAAGAGGAUGAUGAGAACGAGGAAAUUGUCUUAUGA
Messenger RNA from Kluyveromyces marxianus DMKU3-1042, 3741 nucleotides. RefSeq names its product sister chromatid cohesion factor PDS5 (gene PDS5). Gene Ontology annotation, biological process: mitotic sister chromatid cohesion; DNA repair. The coding region runs from base 1 to 3741 and encodes 1246 amino acids. NCBI's taxonomy places the organism in Eukaryota, Fungi, Ascomycota, Saccharomycetes, Saccharomycetales, Saccharomycetaceae. Gene Ontology annotation, cellular component: chromatin; nucleus. The record is from RefSeq and is a predicted model, not a curated record. The transcript has a single exon.